This is a messenger RNA of Rhinocladiella mackenziei CBS 650.93, 1305 nucleotides long. RefSeq lists its product as uncharacterized. The record is from RefSeq and is a predicted model, not a curated record. Bases 1 to 1305 code for a protein of 434 amino acids. Lineage: Eukaryota; Fungi; Ascomycota; Eurotiomycetes; Chaetothyriales; Herpotrichiellaceae. The transcript is spliced from 2 exons.
AUGGAUGUCUUCGACCCCCAGAUCCAUCUUGCCUACGCACCACCAACCACCAGAUUCACGUUUGAGGACUUGAAGCUGCAACGCAGCGCCACUGCAACGGAAGUUGCAGCUACCGUUCCUUUCCCCAUUUUAACCCCAGAAGGCGUCCGUGCCUACCGUCGCGCAUUGUUCUCUCCCACAGUGUUGGAGAACUGUGUCGCAUCGCCCGGGCCAGGCACCCUGACUGUCCGCAAUGCGGCCGCGUACUCAUCGUUUAUUCAAGACUUUUGGACUCAUCCUGAAACACUCCAGGCAAUAUCGGAUGCCGCAGGGGUAUCGCUGUCGGUGGUCAUGCCCACAGAGAUGGCUCACACGAACAUUCAGACCUCAGGAAGUACCGUUGAAGACAUGGUUGCAGAGCUCAAGGUAGAACCUGACACCACCAAAUUACCACUCACCGACGAAGACAGAACAUAUGAUCCUCUCAAAGCCAAGUCCGUCAUCCCCUGGCACUACGACUCAUACCCUUACGUCUGCGUGAUCAUGCUCAGUGACACCGAGGGAAUGAUCGGUGGCCAAACCUUCAUCAAGCACGGGGACGGCAGUGCUCACGAGGUCGCUGGCCCGUCCAUCGGCUACGGCGUGAUCCUUCAAGGCGGAGAAGUUCAACACUUGGCGGCCCGCGCACGGGGAGUCAAAGAGCGCAUCUCAACGAUAACCUCGUUCACAGCCAACGUCCCGGGUCUCUAUGAUUCAAGCUACAUCACCAACAUCCGAACCUAUGCCGAACGAGAGGUCCUCUAUAAACAAUGGACACAGUACCGGCUGGCCAAGAUGAAACGGGAGAUCGAACAAUUGCAACACGAGCUCGGUGAAACCGUCGGAUCGAUCGAUGUGGCUCAAAUUCAGCAUUUCGCCCAGGCGCAAAUCGACUACCUCAAGCGCACGACCCGCCAGUUGAUAUCCGAUGACGAGGUCGCCGCUGCACUGAAAAAAUAUGGCAGGCCCACAAUCUAUGGUGCGCCAAAGAUGUUGGAGCAGGCGGAAACGCUGCCCGAAUUUGCGGACUGCGUCGCAUCUGUCACGCCGCGGGAGUGGCUUCCCCACAGUCCUCUCUGGGCUGAUCUGGCUGAAAGUCGCAUUGCCGUCAAUGCCGGACGGACCUUGGAGUCACAGCGAGGCAGGUUCAUGUGGGCCAAAGAACGACCGUACACGAUGGGCGAUGAAUUGUUGAGACAGGGCUUACCUGAGUUGUUGAUUGCCUGGUUGGAUGCGACGGGCCUGUACGCGCUUUUGCAGGCUCCAGCUCAACCCGUGAAUGCAUGA